Megalops cyprinoides (Indo-Pacific tarpon) is the source of this 2044-nucleotide messenger RNA. RefSeq names its product MAP3K12 binding inhibitory protein 1 (gene mbip). Lineage: Eukaryota; Metazoa; Chordata; Actinopteri; Elopiformes; Megalopidae. Gene Ontology annotation, cellular component: cytosol. The transcript is spliced from 9 exons. The record is from RefSeq and is a predicted model, not a curated record. The coding region runs from base 17 to 1000 and encodes 327 amino acids.
AGUGGCGGCUGCGACGAUGGCGGACAGUAUGGAAGCGGAUAAGAUCAUCACGGUCGAAACAGAGCGUGAGAGCGAUGGAACAGGAAUUUUGCACGUGGAAACGUCCACACUUAGGGAUAUUAUUUGUGACAUCCUGAACUCGACAUCACGUCUUAGCUCUGAGCUAAAUUUAGGUGUUGUUGCUGUGAAAGUUGAUGCCAAUCCAACUAGCACCAAUGUAUCCUCUCUUCAGCCAGCACACGUCUUCACCUGCCUCCAGCAGCACAUCUCCACCCUACAGUCUGUGUCUGCAAACCUGAAGCGCCUGCUGAAGUCAGAUCCUACAUACAAAGCUCUCAGUGAAGACCCAAGGGCUGUGGGUGCUGUGGUGUCGUCAGAGGGCAGCUCCCCACACCCUGAGGACCUCAACGUACAGAUCAGGGCCUGCAAGUCAGAGAUUGACAGAAGAAUAUCUGCCUUUAUUGAGCGUAAACAGCUGGAGAUCAAUGAAAACAACGUGAGAGAAUUUUGCAAUGUAAUCGACUGCAAUCAAGAGAACAGCUGUGCCAGAACUGAUGCUGUGUUCACACCAUUCCCUGGAUUCAAAAGCCAUGUCAAAGUGACGAGGGUGGUCAACCUGUAUGGGCCGCAGACGUGGACAGGGGGACACAAAGAUCAGAGCAGGCGUAGGCAGAGUGGCACUCCAUCAAACUGUGGGAAUCCUGCCAUCGAAGAACGGCUGCAUAACAUCGAGGCCCACUUGAAGCUGCCUGCAGAUAGACCAGUGCCUCUGAAUAUCUACCAGAGGCUAAAGCGCCUGGAAGAUCGGAUUCUGGAGCUAGAGGGCCUUUCCCCAGAAUACUUCCAGGCCACAGCUCAUCUGCACAAGCGGCCAAAGGCAACAACUUCACAGGCCUACAGCCUGACAGAGCUGGAUCGGAAGAUUAACACACUCAAGGCCACACUGUUGAAAAAAGUCAGUGAGGCUCAACUUGCAGGUCCAGAGGAGCAGGCCUUCUGAGUUAUAGUAUCUUUAUGCCUGUCUAUGGAGAGAAGAAGGUGAUAGGAGGUAAAAGGAGAUGUUCAGUGAUAAACGGCAGUUACUUCAUCCAAAACCUUCACUCUUAUAAAAUGAAGCCAUUUUCACAGAACAACAAAAAACAAGAAUCCUUAAUACCUCUUCAAAACUGAGGUGAUAAUUCACUGAGAAUAUUUUCCACAGCAAACAACUAACCUCUGUACCGAGGCAUUGAUGUAAAUAGAAACUCUAAUGGUUGUAGAUGGCUUUUUUAUGCCUGUCAGUUUAGUUGCUGUUUUUUUUCUGAAGGAUGUGACCAAUUUCCAUAAAUAAAUUUUUUUAGGAAAAAAAACUUAUGUGUUGAUUUCAACAUAACAGAAUUCUGUAAAUGCAUUCAUUACUGUAUGUUUAAAAAUCAUCAUUAUCAAGUGUGGCAGUCUGGGCAGGAAUACAGCAUCACACAUUCAGGAUGUUUACAAUCUGAGAGUAUUGCUGAGCAGACAGUGUGAGGUGGGCGAAGAGCAAUGCAUUGGGGGGACGUGAGGAGAUGUUCAGGCAGAAACAGAAACCUGCUUUUACACUUACCCUCAUCUCCUCAAAAAUUUUAGAUCAAUGUGGUGAUGUUUUGAUGUGAAUUCUGUGUAUUGGUUCAAGAUGCAAUCUCAAGACAAGCAGCUCUGAAUCGGUUGACUGUAAAUAUCAAUCUAGGGUGUAAGCGGCAGUUUCAUCAGGAAGGGUCCAAAUUCAAAGCCAUCCUGAGUCAUCACCUUCAUCCUAUGCUGAAUCGUUUCUAUCUUGAUGGGGGUAGUUUCUUUCAGGAUCACAAUGCCCACAUCCACAGGGCAUGAUUGGUCACUGAAUGUUUUGAUCAGAAUGAAAACGAUGUAGACCACAUGCCAUGGCUGUCUCAGUUACCAGAUGUCAAACCAACUGAACACUGAGACGGCAUUUUCCACUACCAUCAAAACACCAACGGAUAGAAUUUCUCUAAAAACAUCCCUCCAGGAGAGUUACAGACGUGUCUAUAACCUGUUCUGGCGGCUGAUG